GCUUCUCCCUAUGUUCGCUUCUGAUUUUUUCUGAUUCCUGACAAAAAAACCGGUCAGUUUCCCAGAUCGAAACUGUCCAGGGUUUCCUCCGACUGGGUUCUUAGGAAGUUUAUGAAACAAACCAUUCAGAAAAUGUUGCAAUUUUAGGCUGUGCUUGUCUCCUCCAAUAUUCACAGCCUUGGGGUCUCUGCGAGACCGAUUUAGAGCUGAUUUUACAAGUGCAAAUGCAUAUUGAUGUUGUAUAUUCUUCAAAAUCCAUAUUCAAAAGCAAGGGAAAUGGAGGAUCUCUGUAAAGAGCUAGACGAAGUCAAAGCGGAGAUGGAGAAGCUAAAGGUAGAGUACCGACUUAAAAUAGAACAUUCUGAGAGCUUAAAAAGAGCCUAUGAUGAACAAUUGCUCAGUUACCAAGAAGCUAAGCGGCAGAUUGGGCAACAAGCCCAAGAACUAAAUGCCAAGUCCGAGGAGAUGUCUGAAGUGAUGCAAAUUCAAGAAGGUCUGAAAUCCAGUUUGCAUGAAAAGGAACUAUCUCUUAGGCAUUUGAGUUCCGUAAAUGAAAAAAUCAGAGCUGAUUGUGGGGAGAAAUCGCAAAAGUUGGAGGAACAAAAUAGAGAAUUGGUGUUACGUUUAGAUGAAGUGACGACCAGAAACAACGAAUUGGAGCAGAAUGUUUGUGCAAGUCAUAAGGAGAUCGAGGGCCUUAAAAGAACCUUGCUGGUUACAGAGAGGAAGUGUUUUGAAGCUGAACAGAAGGCUCAAACAGCCAAAGAACUGAGGCAGAGAGAUGACAUAAUACUUAAAUUGGAGGAUGAAAAUAGAGAUAUUUGGGAUAAGUUGAAAUGGAAGAAUGAGCAGUUUGAACAUCUUGAAGAAGCUCACAUAAAGCUCCAAGAUCAGUUCCAUUUGUGCAAGGAGGAGUGGGAGACAGAGAAAUCAAUAUUGCUUGAAGAGAUUUUGUCAUUGCAGACGAGUUUAGAUGCUCAAACUCGUGUCUUAGAAGGUCUUCGGACUCGUUUAGAAAUGUGCAACCAAGCCUUAGCUCACGAAGAAAGCAAGAGAAAAUUUCUGGAGGUUCAAGUAUCUGAAUUCCGGUCACAUUUUGAUGAUGUUUUCACCCAGUGUAAAGAAGAAACCUCGGAGAUCCAGAACUUGACCAUUCAGAGGGAUGAAGAGAUUGCAAGGCUGAGAAACUCACUUGGAAGAAAAGACACACUUACGAAAGAAACGGAAUUUCAAAUAGUUCGUCUCCAGCAAGAGAAUAAAGAACUCACAGAAUCUCUCAAAGAGCUUCCGGAUGCUCAAAUUAGGAAUGCGGGAGCCACUUCUUCACGGACAAAACUGCACAACAAGCUCAGAGGCUUGGAAGAGGUGCCUAGCAACUUUUCCAAAAAUCUGAAAAGAAAAGAACCGAAACUGAAUUUUCAGAUGGAAAGGUUGAGAACGGAUAUUAUUAGUUACAAAUUUGAACUGAGGUUGAAAGAAAAACAUAUAGACGAGCUUCAGAAGGAGCUCGAAAGUUUCCAUUCUGAAAUUGCGGUUUUGAAUGAAGAGAAUGCAAUGGUAUGGCUGGUUUUAAGAUCAGAAUUUUCAGAGGCUUUCACCGAAAAACUGAAAACUGAUAUGGAGCUACACGACAAAGAGAAGAAAGAAAAAAUUUCCACUCUUACAGGGCAGUUGGAAGUGAGUAAAUCUUGUCUUGAUGUUGGGGAAGAAAGUGAGGACUUGACGUCCUUAAGGAAGAGGGUCGUGUCCUUGGAAUUUAUGCAGGCUUCCAAGGAGGAUGAGCUUCAGCAACAUAAGAAAAUGCUUGAGGAAUCGUCUGAAUGUCAACUUCGCUUGAAAGAGCAAGUAAUGCUGAUGGAAAGUGCGCUACAAAAUGAGAAAAGGGAUGCUUUUGAGGCAUUAAAAAAGGUGAAUUUUGAAUUGGCUGAAAAAACUCGUGAAGCCAAGCAAUUAGAAUAUGAGUUACAGAAUUGGAAGUCUAGUGCUGAGCGCCUUAAAGCCUGCGUUGAUGAAAAUAAAGCUACCUGUAAACAAAUGAAGACUUCCCUUAUUGCACAAGCCAAGCUUGAACAAACGCUCACGACUGAGAAAGAAAGCCUUCUCGGCAUUUCCAAAGACCAAGAGAAAAUAAUUGAAGGUCUGCAGCAACAUAUUGUUUCUCUGGAAGCUAGAAUUGCAGUCAUGGCGGAGGAAGUGGAAGCUUUUGUUCAAGAGAAAGACAGCAUUCUCUUAAUUGCCAAAGAGAAGGAUAGUUUAAUAGAAAAUUUUCAGAAAGAUAUUACUUUCCUGAAUCAAGAGUGCCUGAGAAGAGAAGCAGAAGCUGCAGUUCUUGGAAGGCAGGCUGUAGAGAAAGCCUUUGAGCAAGAGAAAGAGAGGCUUAUGUAUAUCAUGAAUGAGAAAGACCAGAGCAUCAAAGAUCUCCAAGUACACGCUAUUUCAUUGGAACAAGAUCUGGAAAGUGCAGCGAUAUCCUAUUUCCGAGAGGUCAUAGAAAAGGAAGUUGAGAUUAAUGUUCUUGGUGAAGCUAUAAAGAAAAGUGAGUAUCUGACAAAGCUAGAGAUUGAAGAGAAGAACAAGGUAAUUGUCAAUUUAGAAAAAGAAGCCUGCAAUUUACAAAAGAUACUGGCAUGUGAGGAGGAAUCCUUGCUUCAUUCCAAACGGCAGGCAGAGCAGUAUCAAGCGUUACUGGAAGCUAACAAUUUUGAAACUCAAAAGUUAAUGGAUGAGCAGAAGAGUAUGGAGGGAUUAUUUAAGGAGCUUGACUUUGAAAAAGGGGUUCUUCUUCAGGAAACUAAGAAGUUAUUGGCAGAAAGGGGAGAUAUUUUAGCUUAUGUUGAGGAAAUAUCGGAUCGGAUUGUUGAAUUUUCUUCCGAGGAGCUGAAACUGAUGAAACUUUGGGGAAGAAUAUCGCAGAACUGCGAGGAAGAGACAGGAGGCACAACGGAUUCAAUGGCGCAUGGUGAGAACUAUUCUGAUUCUACAGGAGAGAAUGCAUACACAUAUUUUUAUGGCACAGCAAAGAAAUUUGAACCAGUUGAUGUACGAUCACCGCUGAAAGAAGUCAACCAUUGGUAGCUAUAAUCAGGUAAAAAUAUUAUGUCCUGAAGAAUAUGCCACCAAACAAAAAAAAAAAAAAAUCAUUUGUCUGUCACUUCUUUCAGAAUGUCAUCAUGCGUUAUGUGAUUUUUUUCCUUCUUGCUUACAUGUGUAGUAUCUUCCAGUGGCUUGUAAGAUGUGUACAAGCCAAUUGUCUUUUACAUGCAAUCUCAAAACUGAACUUAUUAAAGUUUAAAAUUGCGGUGCUUAAGAGGCCAUGCCGUGUUUGAAGCUCA
Messenger RNA from Carya illinoinensis, 3332 nucleotides. RefSeq lists its product as uncharacterized. The coding region runs from base 235 to 3075 and encodes 946 amino acids. NCBI's taxonomy places the organism in Eukaryota, Viridiplantae, Streptophyta, Magnoliopsida, Fagales, Juglandaceae. The record is from RefSeq and is a predicted model, not a curated record. The transcript has 2 exons.